UUACCUCUCUCAUCAGCAGAUGCUAUGUUUCAGAUAUGUCUCUAAUCACUCCAUAUUUCUGAACCAAGGUAUGGUUUUGAGCUCAAACACUGAAGGUGAUAUCAGGCUGGUGCAUGGGCCAAAUCGCUGCAGUGGGAGAGUUGAAUUGUUCCAUGAUGGCAAGUGGGGCACUGUUUGUGAUGACAGCUGGGACAUCAGGGAAGCCAGAGUUGUAUGCCAGCAGCUGGGCUGCGGAAAUGCAAUAUCGGCCCCAGGUGGACCACGAUUUGGAAGAGGAACUGGGAAGAUCUGGCUGGAUGAUGUCCAAUGCACAGGGACAGAGUCAGCCCUCAGACAAUGCCCAGCGAAUUCUUGGGGGAACCAUAAUUGUAAUCAUGAAGAAGAUGCUGGUGUGACAUGUUCAGAUCAUCUCAGACUGGUAAAUGGCCCACAUCACUGCAGUGGGAGAGUCGAGAUUCGGCCUCCCCAGACAGAGCAGUGGGGAACCGUAUGUGACCGCACCUGGGACAUAAAUGACACUGAAGUUGUCUGCAAGCAUCUGGGCUGUGGAGAAGCUAUAUCGGCCCCAGGUGGUGCUCAUUUUGGACCUGGAUCAGGUUUCAUCUGGUUGGAUGAUAUUAACUGCAAUGGCACAGAAAACACCAUUGUGGAAUGCAGAGCAAAUACCCAGGGGAACAACAGCUGUCACCAUGGGCAAGACGCAGGAGUUGUUUGUUCAGAGGAACCUUCAAGGCCCACAGAAUACCCUACAUCAGAGGAACCUUCAAGGCCCACAGAAUACCCUACAUCAGCUACUCUAUGGAAAUGGACAUUUGCAUGGGAACACUUCUACUCAGAACACCCUACCUCUGCUGUGGGUUUGGUCUCAGACCCUGAAAUUGAGAUCAGGCUGGUUGAUGGUCCGAAUCAAUGCAGUGGGAGAGUGGAAUUGUUCCACAAUGGCCAGUGGGGCACCGUUUGUGAUGACAACUGGGACAUCAAGGAAGCCAGAGUUGUGUGCCAGCAGCUAGGCUGCGGAAAUGCAAUAUCGGCCCCAGAUGGAUCACGAUUUGGAAGAGGGACUGGGAAGAUCUGGCUGGAUGAUGUCCAAUGCACAGGGACAGAGUCAGCCCUCAGACAAUGCCCAGCGAAUUCUUGGGGGAACCAUAAUUGUAAUCAUGGAGAAGAUGCUGGUGUGAUAUGUUCAGGUGUGGGUUUGGUCUCAGACCCAGAAGUUGAGAUCAGGCUGGUUGACGGUCCGAAUCAAUGCAGUGGGAGAGUGGAAUUGUUCCAUGAUGGCCAGUGGGGCACCGUUUGUGAUGACAACUGGGACAUUGAGGAAGCCAGAGUUGUGUGCCAGCAGCUGGGCUGCGGAAAUGCAAUAUCGGCCCCAGGUGGAUCACGAUUUGGAGGAGGAACUGGGAAGAUCUGGCUGGAUGAUGUCCAAUGCACAGGGACAGAGUCAGCCCUCAGACAAUGCCCAGCGAAUUCUUGGGGGAACCAUAAUUGUAAUCAUGAAGAAGAUGCUGGUGUGAUAUGUUCAGAACUCAGGCUGGUGAAUGGCUCAAGUCGCUGCUCUGGGAGAGUUGAAGUUCUCCAUGAUCAGCAGUGGGGGACCGUGUGCGAUAAGGGCUGGGGCCUUCAGGAGGCUGAAGUCAUCUGCAGGGAAGUGGGCUGUGAUUUGCCUUUAAAAGCCAAUUCAAGGGCGUGGUUUGGACAGGGAACAGGACCCAUCUGGAGGGAUGAUGUAAACUGUACAGGAAAUGAAACUUAUUUCAGUCAGUGCCCAUCAAGUCCUUGGGGAAACAAUACCUGCCUUCAUGAAGAAGAUGCUGGUGUGGAGUGUGCAGACCUCAAACUCAGACUGGUGAAUGGGACAAGCCACUGCUCUGGGAGAGUUGAGGUGUUCCACAGCCAGGAGUGGGGGACUGUGUGUGAUGAUAUCUGGGAUUUCAUGAGUGCCCAAGUCGUGUGCAGGGAACUUGGCUGUGGAAUAGCCUUGGCAGCCCUCAAAGAAGCUCACUUUGGAAGAGGACAUGGUCACAUCUGGUUGAAUGGUGCCAGAUGUACGGGGAAUGAAGCUACCCUGAAAGACUGCCAGCUUAACAGAUGGGGAUCACAUACAUGCAACCAUGGAGAAGAUGCUGGUGUUGUGUGCUCAGAACUUAGGCUGGUGAACGGCUCAAGUAACUGCUCCGGGAGAGUUGAGGUGCUCCACAACCAGCAGUGGGGGACCAUAUGUGAUAAGAACUGGGACCCUAAAGAGGCUGAAGUUGUCUGUAGGCAGAUGGGCUGUGGUGUACCUUUAGGAGUCCAUACAAGAGCUUGGUUUGGAGAGGGAACAGGACCCAUCUGGAGGGAUGACCUAAACUGUGAAGGAACUGAACCUCUCCUUAGUCAGUGCGCAGCAAGCCCUUGGGGGAACAAUACCUGCCAUCAUGGGGAAGAUGCUGGUGUUGAGUGUGCAGUCCCAGUGGGCUUAAGGUUGGUUGGUGGCUUCCAUCGGUGUUCUGGAAGAGUGGAAGUUCUUCAUUUUGGGCAAUUUGGAACUGUGUGUCAUGAUGGAUGGGACCUUAAUGAAGCCACAGUUGUGUGCAGGCACCUUGAUUGUGGAACACCCAUAUCUGCCCCACAUGGAGCUCAUUUUGGACAAGGCUCUGGUCAUAUUUUGCUGGAUGAUAUGCAGUGUACAGGAACAGAAAAAUCCCUCUCUGAUUGCCAGAGCAGGCCUUGGGGAAGCCAUGACUGUAGCCAUGGAAGUGAUGCUGCAGUUGUAUGUUCAGAUGAUGUCAGACUUGUAAAUGGAUCCAAUCGCUGCAGUGGCAGAGUCGAGGUUCGGCCACCCCAUAGAGAGCUGUGGGGAACUGUGUGUGAUCGAACUUGGGACUUGGAUGAUGCUGAUGUUGUAUGCAAACAAUUGCGCUGUGGAAAAGCUAUAUCAGUCCUAGGUGGAGCUCAUUUUGGAAGUGGAUCAGGUUCCAUCUGGUUGGAUGAUGUUAACUGCAAAGGUACAGAAGAUACCUUCAUAAAAUGCAGAGCAGAUACCCAGGGGGACAACAGUUGCCAUCACAGGCAAGAUGCAGGAGUGAUUUGUUCAGGUUUGGAUGUGGACACUGCAGGCUCAAGACAAGUUGAGGUCAGACUGGUGAAUGGUUCAAGUCGCUGCAGUGGAAGAGUUGAAUUGCUCCGUAAUGGUCAGUGGGGCACCGUUUGUGAUGACAGAUGGGACAUCAAGGAAGCUAGAGUUGUAUGCCAGCAACUGGGUUGUGGAGCUGCAACAUCAGCCCCAGGUAGAGCACAUUUUGGAAGAGGAGAUGGCCCCAUCUGGCUGGAUGAUCUCAGGUGCACAGGGACAGAAUCUGACCUCAGUCAAUGUCCAGCAAAGCCUUGGGGACAAAAUGACUGCCACCAUCGAGAAGAUGCUGGUGUUGUGUGUUCAGGGCUGCCUGCACUCUCCCUAUUCAAUGAGACUUCUACACAUGACUGCAGUGGGAGAGUGGAAUUGUUCCAUAAUGGCCAAUGGGGCACCAUUUGUGAUGACAGCUGGGGCACUGAGGAAGCCAGAGUUGUAUGCCAGCAACUGGGCUGUGGAGCUGCAACAUUAGCCCCAGGUGGAGCACGAUUUGGAAGUGGAGCUGGGAGAAUCUGGCUGGAUAAUGUCCAGUGUACAGGGACAGAAUCAACUCUCAGUCAAUGCCCAGCAAGGCCUUGGGGGGAACAUGACUGCAGCCAUGGAGAAGACGCCGGUGUUGUCUGCUCAGGGUCAAUCACAACGGAAAUCAGAUUGGUGAAUGGUUUGAGUCACUGCAGUGGGAGAGUGGAAUUGCUCCAUAACAAUCUGUGGGGCACUGUUUGUGAUGAUAGCUGGGGCAUUGAAGAAGCCAGAGUUGUAUGCCAGCAGCUGGGCUGUGGAGCUGCAAGAUCGGCCCCACUUGGAGCAGAAUUUGGACGAGGAACUGGGAGAAUCUGGCUGGAUGAUGUCCAAUGCACAGGGAGUGAAACAGCCCUCAGCCAAUGCCCAGCUAAGCCUUGGGGAGAACAUAACUGCAAUCAUGGAGAAGAUGCCAGUGUUGUCUGCUCAGAUACUGCAGACUCAGGCCCAGUUGAGGUCAGGUUGGUAAAUGGUUCCAGUACUUGUAAUGGGAGAGUUGAAUUGCUCCAUAACAAUCUGUGGGGCACUGUUUGUGAUGAUAGCUGGGGCAUGGAGGAAGCCAGAGUUGUAUGCCGGCAGCUGGGCUGUGGAAGUGCAAUCUCAGCCCAAAGUGAAGCACGCUUUGGAAGAGGAAGUGGGAGAAUCUGGCUGGAUGAAGUCCAAUGCACAGGGAGUGAAUUCUCCCUCAGUCUAUGCCCAGCAAGGCCUUGGGGUGAAAAUGACUGCAGUCAUGGAGAAGAUGCUGGUGUUGUCUGCUCAGAAACUGCAGGGUCUCGCACAGUUGAGAUCAGGCUGGUGAACGGUUCAAGUCACUGCAAUGGAAGAGUUGAAUUGCUCCAUAAAGGCCAGUGGGGCACCAUUUGUGAUGACAGAUGGGACAUCAAGGAAGCCAGAGUUGUGUGCCAGCAGCUGGGCUGCGGAGCUGCAAGAGCAGCCCCAGGAGGAGCACAAUUUGGAAGAGGAAGUGGGAGAAUCUGGCUGGAUGAAGUCCAAUGCACAGGAACAGAAUCAGCCCUCAGUCAAUGUCCAGCAAGGCCUUGGGGAGUGCAUAACUGCAACCAUGGAGAAGAUGCUGGUGUUGUCUGCUCAGAAACUGCAAGAUUAAGCACAGUUGAGAUCAGACUGGUGAACGGUUCAAGUCACUGCAAUGGAAGAGUUGAAUUGGUCCACAAUGGCCAGUGGGGCACUGUCUGUGAUGAUGGCUGGGACAUCAGAGAAGCCAGAGUUGUGUGCCAACAGCUAGGCUGUGGAAGUGCAAUAUCAGCCCCACUUGGAGCACAGUUUGGAAGAGGAACUGGGAGAAUCUGGCUGGAUGAUGUCCAAUGCACAGGAACAGAAUCAGCCCUCAAUCGAUGCCCAGCAAAGCCUUGGGGAGAGCAUAACUGCAACCAUGGAGAAGAUGCUGGUGUUGUCUGCUCAGAUACUGCUGACUCAGGCCCAGUUGAGGUCAGGUUGGUGAAUGGUUCUGGUCCCUGCAGUGGGAGAGUUGAAUUGCUCCACAACAAUCUGUGGGGCACUGUUUGUGACGAUAAUUGGGGCAUAGAGGAAGCCAGAGUUGUGUGUCAGCAGUUGGGCUGUGGAAACGCAACCUCAGCCCAAGGGGAAGCACACUUUGGAAGAGGAAGUGGGAGAAUCUGGCUGGAUGAAGUCCAAUGCAAAGGGCGUGAAUCAGCCCUCAGUCUAUGCCCAGCAAGGCCUUGGGGAGAAAAUGACUGCCAUCAUGGAGAAGAUGCUGGUGUUGUCUGCUCAGGCUCAGAAACUGCAGGGUCACGCACAGUUGAGAUCAGGCUGGUGAACGGUUCAAGUCACUGCAAUGGAAGAGUUGAAUUGCUCCAUAAAGGCCAGUGGGGCACCAUUUGUGAUGACAGAUGGGACAUUAAGGAAGCCAGAGUUGUGUGUCAGCAACUGGGCUGCGGAGCUGCAAGAGCAGCCCCAAGUGGAGCACAAUUUGGAAGAGGAAGUGGGAGAAUCUGGCUGGAUGAAGUCCAAUGCACAGGAACAGAAUCAGCCCUCAGUCAGUGUCCAGCAAGGCCUUGGGGAGAGCAUAACUGCAACCAUGGAGAAGAUGCUGGUGUUGUAUGCUCAGAAACUGCAGGGUCAGGCACAGCUGAGAUCAGGCUUGUAAAUGGUUCAUCUCACUGCAAUGGAAGAGUUGAAUUGUUCCGUAAUGGCCAGUGGGGCACCGUUUGUGAUGAUGGUUGGGACAUCAGGGAUGCCAGAGUUGUUUGCCAGCAGCUGAGCUGUGGAAGUGUAAUAUCAGCCCCAGUUGGAGCACAAUUUGGAAGAGGAACUGGGAGAAUCUGGCUGGAUGAUGUCCAAUGUACAGGGACAGAAUCAGCCCUAAGUCUCUGCCCAGCAAGGCCUUGGGGAGUGCAUAACUGCGACCAUGGAGAAGAUGCGGGUGUUGUCUGCUCAGAUACUUCAGACUCAGGCCUGGUUGUGGUCCAAUUGGUGAAUGGUUCCAGUCCCUGCAGUGGGAGAGUGGAAUUGCUCCAUAACAAUGUGUGGGGCACCGUUUGUGAUGAUAGCUGGGGCAUGGAGGAAGCCAGAGUUGUAUGCUGGCAGCUGGGCUGUGGAAGUGCAAUUGCAGUCCAAAGGGAAGCACACUUUGGAAGAGGAAGUGGGAGAAUCUGGCUGGAUGAAGUCCAAUGCACAGGGACAGAAUCAGCCCUCAGUCUAUGCCCAGCAAGGCCAUGGGGAGAAAAUGACUGCCAUCAUGGAGAAGAUGCUGGUGUUGUCUGCUCAGGCCCUCCUAUAAGUGUGAAUGCCUCAACUAGUGAGGAAGGAUGGUUACAGCCCUCCUCAGAACAGCCUACUUCAGGCCCUCCUAUAAGUGUGAAUGCCUCAACUAGUGAGGAAGGAUGGUUACAGCCCUCCUCAGAACAGCCUACUUCAGCCCUGCCUACAGAGGAAUCCUCCACUCUACAGGACACUACCAAACCCUUCACUUCAGUUCCACCUACAAAUCUGAAAGCCUCACCUAGUAGGGAAGGAUGGCUAGAGCCCUCCGCAGAACAGCCUGCUUCAGAUUUUUCUCCCUGGUUGCAUGCUUUCUGGGUGUUGCUUGCAGUAGUACUUCUAGCUCUGGGAGUCAUUAUAUGGUACUUCAGACCUAAAGGAAGCAGGGUAUAUGAACUCUACAUGGAGCCAACAAAAAUGGAAGAAGAUGAAGUAUAAUUUCCAGUUGCCUAACUUCAAUAGCCAUGAACUAUUUCAUACCAUGUGCUUCUCACUAUCCUGAAAGACAUCUUCAUUUCUGUUAGAGACAAAAUUCUGCACGGCGACUCUAUGGAUGUGAAGCUGAACAAAGCAAUGAAUUGUUACACCGAAAAAACUGAGGUUGUUUUGCAGCAACAUCUCUGACAAAUGAAUCCAACAUUUUGAAACAGUAUGAUGCAAAUUCCAUAUGCUAGAUUCUGUAUAAAGUCCCUGAGAAAGAAGGAAUUUGGGCCCACAGAUCCAAGAGCUACGAAAAGUCUACCAUCUGCAGCUAGUUCAAUUAGAGUGUCAUAGCCUUUGAAAUAAUAUAAUUGUUUA
Molecule: messenger RNA, 7168 nt
Organism: Hemicordylus capensis (graceful crag lizard)
Lineage: Eukaryota; Metazoa; Chordata; Lepidosauria; Squamata; Cordylidae
Product: deleted in malignant brain tumors 1 protein-like
Exons: 31
Coding region: 20-6808 (2262 amino acids)
Cellular component (GO): membrane
Source: RefSeq, a predicted model, not a curated record